CGUUCAGAGGAGUAGGGGUUGAUCCUAGCGUUCUGACCUCACAACGGCAGUCAAGCACCCAAGCUGACUGGUAAAGCUGGCUAGCUUGAUUGCUACUUCUAGACACAAAUGAGAGAACACCUCACUCUGACCGCUUUACUCGCCAUUGCAGAACUGGUUAGGCUGAUUUCAUGCUUUCUAGAGCAUUGAUGACUGUCGCUGUGCUGCUGGCAAUAAUUUAAUAAUGUUUUUUUUGCCGACGUUUAAUGACACCGGUCAUAUUCAACUGGCGUUGUGCGUUCAUAAAUUCAUCAGUUAUUCUGCGCGCUGGCACACUCAGACGAGAGUGCUCCGAAAUCGGGGUAGAUAGCGAGAGUGAAUUUACGAACGCAUCUCUAAUAGGAUGUUGGAGAGCUAUAUUGACAAGGUUCUCUGUGGACAGAAGGGAGUCCGUUUUUUCUUCCCUCUGUGGGAAAGCUGUUGAUAUGAAAUGGUAGACAUGGGACACUCAGUUGUUGGAUAUAGCUGAGAUGGAGGUCAGAAGUUGACCUACAGUGAAGAAGUGGUCCCAGCUAUACCUACUGCCAAGGUUUACAAGUGCCAUUGAGGGUCAGUUUGGAGGGAUUUUGGACAGAUGCUCCUUGGUGUCCAUCAACCCACAGGACAGAGAAAAGUAUGCAGCACUGAUCAUGUCGUUAAUGGACAAGGACUGCCGAUACCACUUGGACACUUGUUUAUACAAUCCUGCAUUGUUCAAAGGUUCUUCGUUUUAUGUGCCUGAUGAGGAGGACUUUUCAAUCAGCAUACCUCCACCUGGGCGAUGGAACUGGAAUGAUGAAACCCAAGCCCUUGAGUUCAUCAGUUUUAAUACAUCUGUGGAGGUAAAAGAAAAGAGAAAAAAGACUAAACCUGUCCAUUUUCAAGAUCUUGCCAGCAAGCGUCCAGAGAGGCAAACACAGUCAUCGGCCAAGAGGGCGGGACAAAGCAGCAGGAAGACUGUGGGUCCUGCUCAACUCAAUGCCUACAAGUCCGCAGUAAAACGGGGUCAGAGUGACUAUGUGACCAUUGAGGAUGUGAAACAGGUGGCACUCAGUUUGCUGCAGGAGAACGAUGCGCUUCCCAUUCCACUUUGCUUCCUGUCAGUGUUGAAGAGCAGAGAGCUAGAUGAGUUCCUGGCUGCCCUCCUGCUCUACCUGUCCUGUUACUUUGAGAGGAAGUCUCUGGAGAAGAAGCCCAAGCCUCUCAUGGCUGACCAGAGUAUCACAGAUAAGCAGGUGAUGGCGGAGACCCUUGCUAAGGUGGAGCUGGCCCAGAAGCAGCUGGCCUUCUGCUACUCCAGCCUGAUCCUGGGCCUGGGCCUGUCCCAGCAGCACCACAUGGCCUGUGGCAGGAGCCGUGUGUCAUUGACCUACAAAGACAGGCAGUUGUAUGAGUGUCUGUACAGCUUCUUCUGCUACGUGGCGUGGGUGACAUUCAGUAGGAAGGAACUGAGGGGCAUACAGGAGGAGGUGGGGCACCUGCUGCGUUCUGACACCUUCAACCCCGCCCUCAGGACCAGGAUAGAUGCCACAGAGGACACCCUGGCCCAGGACUCCUCCACCAAAGAGGGACAGACUGAGCCCAAAGUGCACACACAGAGCCACAACGCCCCAGAGCAAAGGAAGUCCCAGCGUCGUCCGGCCUUGAGUAAGAUCAUGACCCAGCGCUCCCCGGUCAUGGUGUCCCUGCUGCCAUAUCCGUGGGAGGAGGCUCCUCAUCUGUUCCGCCGCUACAGACCCAGGAAGCAGAGCCAGGCCAAGCUGUAUAACCCAGAGACCCUGAUGGAGGAGCUCAAGGAGCAGCUGGCCUCUGUCAGCUUUGGGAUUCUGGGGAAGCCUCUGAGCCAGUUCAGCUGCACCACCCUUAUGCCCCAGGGAGCCAACAACGAAGACGAGGAGGAGGAAGAUGAUGAGGAUGACGAUGAUGAAGACUCCGGCGUCCAUGUUCGAAGCAGUAAGAACACCUUCAUGGCUCAGAGACCUGUCGCAUCAGCAGUGGACCAACGUGGCAGCCACAGCCGCGCCAAUACAGUCAUCUCACGGGCCACCACAGAGGGAGUGUCCUCAGACACAGAGUAAGAGUAUGUGCGUGUCUGUAUGUGUGCCAGGCUUCCCCCAAAGUUUGACCAAUAAAAAAAGAACAAAAACAUAUAAAAUGAUGUAUCUUUAGUCGCUCUGUGUUUCAUAAUUGGCCUUCAAGUUGCAUGUGGCUGAAUGUAUCUCACCAGAGAAAGCAUCUGAUCGAGCGAAACGGUGCCCCUCAGUAUAUGUAUGUUGUCUGGCCAAAAAGAGUAUGCCAUUGUUGCUGCCCGUAGCAUUGAAUUUAAUAGCAAGGGAAGCUAGCAAGCAUUUUGCCUCCCUUGAUAAUGUUUAAAUAAAAUAAUAACCAAUCAGCAUUGAGCUAAACUGAGCACCAAAAAAAGUGUCAAUGGAAGCUAGUUUGGAUUUGACUUCACACCAAUCACAUUGCAUCAAACGUAUUGAAAAAAAGGGGAUUUGGACUUGUGGACUUAGUGUACCGGCCAGUGAUUAUAACGGUGAUUCAGAUCCAACCAUAAAUUCAUACAUUGUGCCCCUGGCCUGAGUGGGUGGGAGUUCAAUAUGUAACUAGAUGUAGUAGGCUAACGUUAACUAGCUGGCUCAUCAUUGCCCUUGAAAUUAAGUUAGGCUAGCUGGCAAGCCUUUUAGCCAUGUAGCCUAGUCGAGAACAACAAAAACUAAAAGUGUGUAGGCUACUGUAUGACAGAGAGGAGGAUUGCAUUGGCGUUCCUUUACAAGGUAAGUCAUUGUUUUUUCUACUUGCGCACACACACACACACACACACACACACACACACACACACACACACACACACACACGGACAGCCACAUGUUAUUUACCUUAUGUUGAUUGGAUUUGAAAUGAUGGUGGAUUUACUUAGCAGAGGCCUCUCCUGUUUUUUUUUUUGUUCCCACUUGUGAUAUCACUUUUUGUUUCUAAAUCAAUAAUUGUUUAGUAGUCAGACAUUUUGCAAGCAAAACAUCAAGUUUUAAAUUUCAUUUCCUGCAGUUGUACACAUUUGACCAUGGGGCGCAGAAUUUUUUUUGCAUUUUUAAAGCAAGUUUGCUCCAAUUAUACACAUUUUGCCAUGGGCCAAAGAGAAGAUUUACCCAUUUCUGGCAAUUCUUCAAAUUUUCCCAUGGGGUGUAGAGAAAAUGUUUGCAGGUUUACAUCACAUUUUCUGUAAUUCUACACAUUUUGCCAUAGGUUGGAGAGUAAUGUUUGCAGUUUUUAAUAUUUCAUUUUUUUGGGGUGAGAGCGACUAAUUAAAUCAAUGUGGGCCCCCCAGUUGGUAAUUCGACCAUGAUUACUACAAGUUUAGAAAGCUGAACAUUAUACUAACAAAAAAUGUUAGCUGACAUGGGCUAAUUGAGUGACUGUCAGUGACUGACAUAACAAAAGAAAAACUUCUGAUGCACAACUACAUUUUCAAAAUGGCACCCUGUAUAUUCUACUAUUCUAACUCUCAACAGUAAGUUGAGACCUCAACUGAGUUCUUAAUUAUUUAUUUUUAUUGAUCCACGGGCCGCCAGUUGCCCAUCCCUGCUGUAGGUCAUCUACCUGUUUGUUACAUGCAAUGUGCUUUGUGGACUUCACCGGACAGAUAUGGCUCUCUGGUUUUGUGAAGAAACAAACGUGUGGUUGAAUUUAUUCUGCCCAGUGGUGUAAAGUACUUUAGUAAAAUUACUUUAAAGUACUACUUAGUAGUUUAUUGGUGUAUCUGUACUGUACUUUACCAUUUAUAUCUGAUCUAGCAGACUUAGUUUGCUUAGUUUGUACAUUAUGUCUGAGUGUUGGAGUGUUGGAGUGUGCCACUGGCUAGCAAUAAAACGAAC
Salmo salar (Atlantic salmon) is the source of this 3893-nucleotide messenger RNA. NCBI's taxonomy places the organism in Eukaryota, Metazoa, Chordata, Actinopteri, Salmoniformes, Salmonidae. The record is from RefSeq and is a predicted model, not a curated record.